ACCUCUGCGUGCCAACUUGUCAAGUGUCAGUUUAGGGUCGCCAGUGUGUGAACAAAACUGUCAAACUAUUAACAUAAGUUCUACAAAACAACAAAUCUUAUUUAUUUUCGUUUAGUUUAGCCUUUGUAAAAAUGUCCCGUGAAAUGCAACUCUUUCGACUGUGUAGAGGUUCAAUUUCGCAAGUUCGUUGUUAUGCGACCGCCGCCGCUGCCCCACAAGCUCAGUCGAAGGCCACCCGCGAAAAGAAAUUCGAGAUUUAUCGCUGGAACCCAGACGAACCCAACAAGAAACCAUGGAUGCAAGAGUACAGUGUAGAUUUGAACGCCUGCGGUCCUAUGGUUUUGGAUGCACUGAUUAAAAUUAAAAAUGAAAUGGACCCCACUUUAACCUUCAGAAGGUCGUGCCGUGAAGGGAUUUGUGGGUCUUGUGCUAUGAAUAUUGGAGGUGUGAAUACUCUCGCUUGUAUUAGUAAAAUUGACACAAAUGUGGCGAAAUCUACAAAGAUUUAUCCUUUGCCGCAUAUGUACGUCGUUAAGGACCUUGUUCCUGAUAUGACUAAUUUUUAUAAUCAGUAUAAGUCAAUUCAGCCAUGGUUGCAACGCUCUGAUGAAAAGAAGUCUGGAGCUCAUCAACAAUAUUUGCAAAGCGUGGGUGAUAGGCAGAAGUUGGAUGGUUUGUAUGAAUGUAUUCUUUGUGCUUGUUGUUCAACGUCAUGUCCAAGCUAUUGGUGGAAUGGUGAUAAGUACCUUGGACCAGCUGUACUUAUGCAAGCCUAUCGUUGGAUCAUUGAUUCUAGAGAUGAGGCGACAGCAGAAAGAUUGAAUCAAUUGAAAGAUCCAUUCUCUGUUUUUAGGUGUCACACUAUAAUGAACUGUACAAGAACUUGUCCUAAGGGGUUAAAUCCAGGAAAAGCCAUUGCAGAAAUUAAGAAACUUUUGGGUGGUUUUGCCAAGAAAGACGCUCCUGGACUUGAUACAACCGCGUUACAGCGUUGAAGUAGCUACAAUUUUACAAAGUGAUUUUUUGUCAUACUUCUUUACCUCAUAGGAUGAUUGAGUAAAAGUUGUAUUCAACAAAAA
Molecule: messenger RNA, 1079 nt
Organism: Zophobas morio
Lineage: Eukaryota; Metazoa; Arthropoda; Insecta; Coleoptera; Tenebrionidae
Gene: SdhB
Product: succinate dehydrogenase [ubiquinone] iron-sulfur subunit, mitochondrial
Exons: 5
Coding region: 132-995 (287 amino acids)
Biological process (GO): respiratory electron transport chain; aerobic respiration; tricarboxylic acid cycle
Cellular component (GO): mitochondrial membrane
Molecular function (GO): 2 iron, 2 sulfur cluster binding; electron transfer activity
Source: RefSeq, a predicted model, not a curated record